AUGAUUUUCUUUUUAUUGCUACUUCCUUGUGCAAACUCAGUUUUCUUCAACCUCACUAGUUUCCAAUCAAAUAUGGAUAACAUGAUAACCUUCGAGAAGGAUGCAUUCAUGGCUAGAGGAGUACUCGAAGUCACAAAAAAUCAACUCGAUGACUCCCUCAAUGGAAGUGUCGGUCGAGCCUCGUAUGCUGAACCUGUACGCCUUUGGGAUGCGAAGACAGGGGAGCUUACGGACUUCAUCACCCACUUCUCCUUUGUCAUCGACGCUUUGAAUAAAUCAAUGUAUGGUGCUGGGCUCUCCUUCUUCAUUGCGCCACUUGAGUCAAGAAUCCCUAGCAAUUCCAGUGGCGGAUUGCUUGGACUAUUUAGUCCUGAAUCCGUUUCCAAACCCUCUUUGAAUAAAAUUGUCGCAGUUGAGUUUGAUAGUUUCCGAGAUUCAUGGGAUCCAAGUGAUGAUCAUGUAGGAAUCAAUAUCAACUCCAUUAUCUCAAAAACAACUGUCUCAUGGUCAAGUAGCAUAAAGAAUGGAUCAACAGCUAAUGCAUGGGUGAGUUAUAACUCAACCACACAAAAUCUGAGUGUUUUCUUAACUUAUGCUGAUAAUCCAAUAUUUGGUGGGAAUUCUAGCCUGUCAUAUGUUGUUGAUUUGAGAACUAUUUUGCCGGAAUGGGUUAGAGUUGGCUUCUCCGCUGCAACAGGUGAUCAGUUUGUUGAGAUACAUCAAGUUCGUUCUUGGUCGUUCAAUUCAAGUUUGAAGGCAGAUAAUGGAAAUAGGAAAAACAGAGUAGCGUUAGCGAUUGGUUUGGCUCUGGGUUUGGGUGUAUUGGGUUUUGGAUUAGGUUUACUCUGGUUUUUCUAUUGGAGAAAAAGGGUCAAUGAUCAAAGAAAAAAACAUUUGAGUGGUGACGUUUGCAUGGAUGAUGAAUUUGAGAAAGGAACUGGUCCAAGGAGAUUCACUUACCGUGAACUUAGCCGUGCAACAAAUAACUUCGCUGAGGAAGGGAAGCUUGGAGAAGGAGGGUUUGGAGGCGUUUACAAGGGAUUGUUAAGUGAAUCAAAUACAGAAAUUGCUGUUAAAAGGGUCUCAAAAGGAUCAAAGCAGGGAAAAAAGGAGUACAUAUCAGAAGUAAGAAUCAUCAGUCGUUUGAGACAUAGAAAUUUGGUUCAACUCAUUGGUUGGUGCCAUGAACAAGGUGAAUUCCUCCUCGUGUACGAGUAUAUGCCCAAUGGAAGCCUUGAUUCUCAUCUCUUUAGAGGAAAGAUUAUGCUAACAUGGCCAGUAAGGCAUAAAAUAGCCCUUGGAUUGGCUUCUUCUCUUUUGUAUCUUCAUGAAGAAUGGGAACAAUGUGUGGUGCACCGAGACAUCAAGUCAAGCAAUAUCAUGUUGGAUGCAAAUUUCAACGCUAAGCUUGGUGAUUUCGGUCUUGCAAGGCUUGUAGACCACGAGUUGGGCUCGCAAACAACUGUUUUAGCAGGCACCAUGGGCUACCUAGCCCCAGAGUGUGUCACCACUGGCAAGGCUAGUAAAGAGUCUGAUGUCUAUAGUUUUGGGGUGGUUGCGCUUGAGAUUGCAUGUGGAAGAAAGCCAGUAGAACCAAUGGCAGAACCAACAAAGGUAAGGCUGGUCGAGUGGGUAUGGGACCUCUAUGGAAAAGGUCAAAUCCUUGAAGCAGUUGAUAAGGGUCUAUGUGCUGAAUUUGAUGAGCAGCAAAUCGAGUGCUUGAUGGUCGUUGGCCUUUGGUGUUGUCAUCCGGAUUCUACUAUCCGUCCCUCUAUAAAGCAAGUUAUAAAUGUUCUCAACUUUGAGGCUCCUUUGCCCAGCCUUCCAUCAAAGUUGCCUGUACCUAUGUAUUUUGCGCCUCCAAUGGAUAUGUGUAGAUUCUCUUACACAUCAUCUGGUUUGACUGGAUCAGUCACAGAUCAAACACGGGGUUCAUCUAGCAGUGGUUCAACUUAUUCUUCUACCGCGUCAGCCGGCUCUGCAAAAGCUCUUCUAAAUUCAGGAAAAAUUUAUCGGUAG
This is a messenger RNA of Juglans regia (Persian walnut), 2019 nucleotides long. Its product is annotated as L-type lectin-domain containing receptor kinase IX.1-like. The coding region runs from base 1 to 2019 and encodes 672 amino acids. The transcript has a single exon. Gene Ontology annotation, biological process: protein phosphorylation. Gene Ontology annotation, cellular component: plasma membrane. Lineage: Eukaryota; Viridiplantae; Streptophyta; Magnoliopsida; Fagales; Juglandaceae. Gene Ontology annotation, molecular function: protein kinase activity; carbohydrate binding; ATP binding. The record is from RefSeq and is a predicted model, not a curated record.